Messenger RNA from Phlebotomus papatasi, 2769 nucleotides. RefSeq lists its product as uncharacterized. NCBI's taxonomy places the organism in Eukaryota, Metazoa, Arthropoda, Insecta, Diptera, Psychodidae. Bases 1 to 2769 code for a protein of 922 amino acids. Gene Ontology annotation, biological process: DNA integration. The record is from RefSeq and is a predicted model, not a curated record. The transcript has a single exon. Gene Ontology annotation, molecular function: nucleic acid binding.
AUGAAUCGUUCAGAUCCUCCGGAAGAAUAUAAACUAUCAGUGAUGACUUUCGGUGCUACGUGUUCGCCUACUUUGGCUGGGCAUGUCAAAGAUAAAAACGCCCAAAGGUUCGCCAACACGUAUCCCGAUACAGUGAAAGAAAUUGAAAAGUACAUGUACUGUGAUGAUUACAUCAGUUGUGCAAAUUCGAUUGAUGAAGCUAGUGCAAGAAUAAGUGAAGUAAUUGAGAUACAUAAAGAUGCGGGAUUUGAUGUUGUAAACUGGUCCGCAAGUGAUUCCAGAAUUUUGUGUAAUCUCAAUGAAAGUGAAAAAGUCAAGAACUUUAGUGAUUCGAGUGACCUUGAUCGAGUUCUAGGAUUAUGGUGGGAUUCAGAGCAGGAUGUUUUCACAUUUCGUCUGAAUUUCCACAAAGUAUCUGCUGAAGUGUUGAGUGGACAGAAGAUUCCCACCAAGAGGGAGGUUCUCCGCCUUGUGAUGUCCAUUUUCGAUCCUCUUGGAUUUGUGGGCAUGCUCACCGUCAAGGGGAAAAUAAUACUCCAAAUGAUCUGGCGCCAAGAAAUUGGAUGGGAUGAUGAAAUCAAGGAUGAGGCGUUGGAAUACUGGCAAAAGUUCCUGAAAGAAUUGAGGCUCAUCAGUUCUGUGAGUAUUCCACGAUCUUAUUCCAAUAACUUGUGCUGUGCUGUUUCUGUCCAACUCCACGUGUUUGGGGAUGCAAGUUCCUCUGCAUUCGCUGCUGUUGCGUAUCUUCGGAUCGAAGAUGCAGGGGGAGUGGUGAUCUCUUUUGUGAGCUCACGCACACGAGUUGCUCCUUUAAAGGCUGUCACGAUCCCACGGCUUGAGCUCCAGGCAGCCGUGUUGAAUAGCAGAUUGAGCCACACACUGAUUUCUGCUCUAAAUGUUAAGCUUGACCGAAUCGUUCACUGGACAGACUCCAUGACGGUAUUGUGCUGGCUCCGAAACGGAUCCAGGAGAUUCAAACAGUUCGUUUCUCAUCGGGUGGGUGAGAUUGAGCAGCUCACCGACAUUAGUUCUUGGAAAUGGGUCUCUACCAAGGACAAUGUAGCCGAUCUUGCGACAAGGAUGACACCCGGAGAUUACACUCCAGAAUCCAGAUGGUUCCGUGGCCCAGAUUUUUUGAGACUCUCUGAGGAAAAUUGGCCACGCGAGAAAGAGCCUUCCGAACCUAUUGACAUGACUGAGAGUGUGGUUGAGCUCGUGAAUGUAAAUUACGAGCAUGAUGUCGAACCCCUGGUUCCAGAUGCGAGACGAUUUUCCUCCUGGACACGCCUUUUGCGUGCCACAGCUCGUGUGAGGAAAAUCUUCAAGAUUUGGUAUGAGUUCACCUCGAAAGCUCGAUCAAAGGGUGACCUAACCAAAUCCGAACUGACCGUAACAGAUCUGAAAGAAGCUGAGAAAUGUCUUUGGCGGGAAAUGCAAGCGAAGUACUUGCCAGAAAUUUCUCGUUUGCAGAAGGGUCAAGCAAUUGAUAAAACGAGUUCCCUCUACAAGCUUUCUCCUUUUGUGGAUAACGAGGGAAUUCUGAGGAUGAGGAGCCGACUGGAAAACUGUCCCGAAGCUGUCGAGAAGCUUCCAGUCAUUCUUGACCCAAAGCACCCCGCUACCAAGCUGAUGAUUUUAGAUGCCCAUGAGAGGAAUAUGCACUACGGACGAGAGCAAAUUGUUAACAAUUUGCGAGAAAGAUUCUGGAUUCCGGGUAUCCGUAUGGCAGUCAAGGCAUCUUGGAAAGAUUGUCAACGAUGCAACAAUUCGAUGGUUCAACCUGCUCCACCAGAGAUGGCUCCCCUGCCUCUUGCUCGUGUUGAAGGAAACUUGUUUCCAUUUACACGCACUGGGGUCGAUUUCUUUGGCCCAAUCAUGGUAACCAAAGGAAGAAGGCAGGAGAAACGUUGGGGUGUACUGUUUACGUGUAUGGCCACACGAGCUGUUCAUUUGGAAAUUGCGCAUAGCUUGAACACAGAUAGCGCAAUUAUGGCCAUACGCAGAUUCAUUGCCCGAAGGGGUCCUGUACGAGAAUUGUUUUCGGACAAUGGUACCAAUUUUCAUGGGGCUGAUAAUGAAAUGAGGGACGCUGUACUGAAGAUGGACCAUCAGAAGAUCAGUGACACGUUGGCUCUGAAAUUCAUUGAGUGGAAUUUCAACCCACCUGCUGCUCCUCAUAUGGGAGGAAGCUGGGAAAGGCUUGUGAGAUCCGUCAAAACAGCAAUGAAAGCUACACUCGCCUUUCACACACCGAACGAUGAAGUUUUGCUGACGAUAUUUGCCGAGGUUGAGUUUAUUAUCAAUAACAGACCGUUGACACAUGUAUCACUCGACCCCAGUGACCUGACUGCCCUGACACCGAACCACUUCCUGAUUGGAAGAACUUCUGAGCAAAGACCUGGAGAAUUUGAUGAUGAUGAUCUCGAUCUGCGCAAAGCUUGGCGAAAGUCACAACGCCUUGCAGACUGUUUUUGGCGUCGAUGGAUCAAAGAGUACCUGCCAGAGCUUGCGCGACGCUCAAAGUGGUUUGAUCAAGUGCCCCCGCUAGAGAAGAAUUCUGUUGUGCUCAUAGCGGAUGGAAAUCUUCCCCGCAACGAUUGGCCUUUGGGAAUCGUCGAAGAAGUUUUCCCAGGACCCGAUGGGAAGAUACGAAUGGCAACUGUGAAGACAGCCAAGGGAAUUUAUAAGCGACCAGUUGGCAAGAUAUGCGUUUUGAACGUCGGAGCGACCGCACCGAGGGGGAGGAUGUUGCCAACUGACAGAAUUUAA